Molecule: messenger RNA, 7155 nt
Organism: Malassezia globosa CBS 7966
Lineage: Eukaryota; Fungi; Basidiomycota; Malasseziomycetes; Malasseziales; Malasseziaceae
Exons: 1
Coding region: 1-7155 (2384 amino acids)
Biological process (GO): DNA damage checkpoint signaling; telomere maintenance; protein phosphorylation
Cellular component (GO): nucleus
Molecular function (GO): protein serine/threonine kinase activity; protein binding
Source: RefSeq, a predicted model, not a curated record
AUGCCUGGCACUUACAUCCAGUUGCUUGACAAGACACUAUCAACCGAAGAACAAGAAUGUGCGAUCCAUGCUGUAGCACGACAGUGUGCUAGGUGGUACAUGGAACCUGUUGCUACGGCACACAGUCACGAGGCCUUGUUCCGUGCACUUGCGUCUCAGCCGCGAUAUGCAGAUGUGCUUGCAACCUUGUAUGAGUGGGUGUCGGCAUCUCCACGAGCUCUUGAGCACAGCCUGGAGCCACGUCCGAUAGAUGCGCACUCCUUGGCGUAUCCGACGCUAGAUUUGUACUUGUUGCCGCGCGCUAUUGCCGCGUUGUCUUCGCUUUGUGCACAUGCCCAGGAUGAAGAUGCGUUGGAUGCCGCAGAUCUUGAUGUGGUUCAGGAAGCUAUGGGCGCCACGAUGCGCCUCGUCGGCACAAUUUUACAUUUAUGUCUUGCAUCUUCGCACCAACAAACACAUGCAAGGUUCAUUUUGUAUGAUGCACUUCGCUGCGGUGCGCGUGGCCUUGUGGCGCGUGCGUGUGUAUCGAGAGACUCUGUUGCAAAAAUCGUGUCGGUGGAUGCAAGCAACGGUCUUUAUGACGCGAGUGGCCUAUUCCGCAUGACUCUGUGUGAGAAUGAUCCAGUGCCGGAACCAUUUGCUCUACGUCCGAGUGGACGGACUGGCACUUCGAGCACCGUCGGCGGCAGUGCGGAUGUGAUGCAUCUUGCCUCGGGGACGGCCGCCGACGCAUGGACAGAAUCAGAUGCAGCUGUGUUUUCAGUUACUAUGCAUGAGCACCUGGCGACCCGGACUUGUGAGUGCCUGGUGCUUUUGUGUACACGAAUAGCGUCGGAACUUGGCGCCGUGUUUCCAUUCUUGAUGCGUGAUCUUGCUGAGCUAGGCACACAUGUGAUACUUGCGAUGCAAGCGCGCUCAUCACGCUGGACGCACAUGCAUUACGACGCUGUUCUGGCAUCUCUUCCACUCCUAUCAUCUACCACGAGUUUCUAUCCCAUGGCGCGCAUGUGUUUUGCGUCUUUUGCGCAUGCAUCCGACAUGGAUGAGCGCGUAUGUGCAAAGCUAACAGAGGCUUUCCGUCUCAUCUACCAGCAAUUGAGCCGACUGCGUUGCGAAUAUGGAGGCUGCACGCUGCCGCCAGAGACGGACAGUCUCAUGGGUGAUCCGCGCUCCAUGCUGUCGACGCUGCUUGCUCGCGCGUCUGUUCUUCCACGUGGCUCUCUUCGUGAAUGCUGCGUCGCCUACCUAUGUACAGUUUUUGCGCUUCUCGAUGAGGAUGUCUUGACGGACGAGCAAUGGCAGUGCGUAGACGAUAUGGAUGAGGACGCAUGGCGAGAGGAAUGCGAACGACUGCAUUCCACCGAUGCCCGCAGCGCGAGUCCCUCUCUCCACACAUCGCUGCCAGAUCAGCGCGCUACGUCCGUGUCGAUGUCGCCGCCCCCGACGAAGCGUGCUCGGAUGGAAACGCAUCAGCAUGUCGAUGCCCGCACAGCUGCAUCAUGUGCGACGUAUCCGUGUGCCAUAUGUGAUGCAGUUCAGUUCGAUCCCGCGGCGCUGACAACUGCCGCAAGGGAUCUCGCGCACUCAUCAGCCCCGCUCGAGCUUGACGAGUUGCGCCACGCGCGCCUGUCCAAUCCAACGCAGGCGUUGCAUGUGUUGGAUGUCCUUCUGCGCUUCUUCGUACAUGCAACAGAUGAUGCAAUACUGUCGUGUGACACGACAUGGGUAGUCAAAACACUCCGGUGUACGACAACACACAUUCACCGCGGCGUGCGCAUUCGGACAGGACGGGUCCUCUAUGUGUAUGUGCUGAGGAGUGCCUGUUUUGGGCGGGCACACCGCUCAGCUGAACAAGUAGCUGGGCUCGUGUCGAUCGCGACGCAUGAAGCAACGGCUACAACGGACCACAAGGUGCAAGAGACAAGUAUCUUGGCACUUGCGCACCUGGGCUGCAUCCAUGACGAAACAUGCUUUGCGCUCGUAAUUCAAGCGCUCAUUCGUGCUUUGUACACGCCCCACAUUUACAUCCGGGCGCUCGUGGUUACUGAGACGAUUCAGCUUGCUGUGCACCGCCGCUGCACGACAUUCCAGCUGCUCGCUCAGCAGCUGGACACCGUAUGCCGUGUCGUUGCAGCGCAGUCAACGCGCAGCAUGAUGCCUGCCCUCGCCGAGAUUGCGCGUCUCGUGGGCAUGCAUGUGCCGACAUUUCUACAGACGACGCUCGCAUUUACGCUGCCGCUUUUGCUGGAACGCAUGGCGGCCGGUCACAACUCGGCUCUUGGCGAUGCAGAAGCCUUGGCGGCGGCUGUCGGUCGCUCCGUGCCGGCGAUGUGCCUCGCGCAUGUAUCUGAUGUAUUCAAGCACGCGUUUCUGAAGCCGCCUGCCCUGCGUGAUGCGAGUCUGCAUGCCUUCCUCUCGCUCCUCGGCUCACGGCGGGUGACAGUUGCCAAUCUGCUGCGCAGUCGACUGCAUGACGUGCUGGGGUGGCUCGUCGUACAUCUCGGCGCGGAAGCACAUGCGAACCAGGCAUACGAAGCGCUCGAAUUCGUUCGUGCGACUGUUGCAUCCGGCGGCAAGUGGCGUGGGAUGGACUUGACGAUGUUCCUGCAAGAAGAAGUGCUGGCAAUUCUCACGUGGAUUAACGAUGAACUCGGCGGCUUGCAUGGUAAGCUCCGUACAGAACGACGUGUAAUGGCCGUGCGUAGCAUUGGUGCGCUUGUGCAAAGGAUUGGCGCAGUUGCCGCGCGCGUAGCGCCACAGGUGCUCGCGAGUCUUACCAGCACACUGCAUGAUCCGUCCUUAUCGGAACCGACGCUCGAGAGUUGGCUCAAUGUCGUUCAGGCGCUACGCGGGGCGGAUCUCGGCGUGCUGGUCGGUCCCACGGCGGCGGCCUUGUUGUCCGUCUGGUCCCGUCUUGAUGUAGGUGAGCGCCGUAUAGCGGCCGAGGUUCUGAGGUUCGCCAUUCUCGAGCGCACGACUGACGUUGUCUAUCUGAACGAUGUGCCGAGUCUUGAUGCCAUUGCCGACGAUGUCCCCGACGUUGCACAGCGCGUUCGUGCGACGCGUCAGACAUGGAACGACGAGGCGCAGCUUGCACACAUUCUUGAGCGUGUUUCGAAUGACAGUGCGGCGAUCUGUGUACAGUCAUUGCAUGAGUUGCGUGUGUUUUUACGUGAGCGGCGUGCUUGCAUUGAGGCAUGGACGACGGGCAAUGUGUUUCACUCACUUGUUGGGCGCUGUGUUCGGGUCCUCAUGGCUGUGGCCGCCCGCAGCGAGCUGAGCGAUGCGGUGCCCGUGCUGUGCUUGGAGUGCCUCGGCUUGUUGGGCGCCGUUGACCCCGAUCGACUCGACAUGCCGGCCGAUGAGCCGAUCUUGGUCCUGCUGUCGGACUUUGACAAUGCCGACGAGACAAUCGCAUUUGCGCAGCGCACCCUCGUGGAUGUCGUGGCUCCUGCUUUCCGUGCCACGCAUGAUACGAAGCACCAGGCAGCACUGGCGUAUGCGAUUCAGGAAUUGCUCAAGUUCUGCCAGUUCACACCUGCCCUCCUUGACGCAUCUGCCCCCAGUCGAGUGCCGGAGAAGGUGUGUCGGCGCUGGGCAAGUUUGCCAGAGACUCUGCUUCCGACGCUUCUGCCGCUCCUGAACUCGCGGUAUGUCGUCCAGCUCGCUGAGCCGCGCGCUCGCGAUACGCCGCUGUAUGCACAUUCGACAUCGUAUCGAGACUGGAUCCAAGCAUGGACUCUGGCGCUUAUCCGGUCCGCCCGCCCGGGCGAUGCCGCGACCCUGUUUGGCAUGUUUAGCUCGGUUGUGCGUGAUCACGACGUUGGUAUCGCACAAUACCUGCUGCCGCAUCUUGUAUUGCACGUGCUCAUCUCCGGCACACACGAGCAGCGACACGCGAUUCUGAUGGAGCUUGUGGCUGUGCUGGCCGACCAGGCGCAGCCGGCCUUGGGAUACGACACUGAGCGGCGCCGACUCACGGCGCAGACGCUCUUCACAGUGCUCGACCAUGUGGGCCAAUGGAUGCGUCGCAUGCGGCUUGUUCCGCCGCGCGCUGCGAAGCGCAGUCGCUGGCGAGAUGCUUUGACUGGCGUCCAGGCUGUGAUGGACGAGCUGUCGCCCGACUUGCUCGCUCAAGCAUCUCUGCAGUGCGACGCUUAUGCACGUGCGCUCCUGCACUUUGAGUAUCGCAUCCGUGCAAUGCGACAUGCGCAGCAGCCGGAGAUGCUGCAGCCGUACUACGAGACGAUGCACGAGAUCUAUGCGAGUCUUGAUGAUCCCGACGGUAUGGAAGGCAUCUCGACGAAAGUGCUCUCACCGUCACUCGAGCAUCAAAUCCGCGAGCAUGAAAGCACAGGCCGCUGGACAGACGCCCAGAGUUGCUGGGAAGUUGAGUUGCAGCAAAGGCCCGACGAUAUGCGGCUGCACAUCGGCCUCCUGCGCUGCCUGCGAAAUCUCGGCCAUUAUGAUACGCUUCGGACACAUAUUCGAGGGGUGCUUGCGGUGCACCCCACGUGGCAGCCACAGCUCGCACCCUUUCAAAUUGAGGGUGCAUGCAUUUUGGCUGAUUGGGAUGCUGUGCGUGAAUUGGUACGUCAGUCGCACACAGUGCCUGAGCUUGGCAUGGCGCGCGCGCUUAUUGCCAUGCGCGAUCAUGACGAGGACGCCUUCCGAACGGCCGUGUCCGACGCGCGAUACCAGCUGGGGCGUCGGAUCCUAAGUCCCGCCCGUGUAUCGUACUCGCAUGCGUACGAUGCUGUGAUGCGUCUGCACAUGCUAUGCGAGCUGGAGCUCAUUUUCCAUGGUCGUGAUGAUGCACACUUGGGGACGAGCUUGGACGCCCGAUUCGCCGCGACACUGCCGUCCUUCCGCACUCGCGAGCCCGUGCUUAGUCUGCGCCGCUCUGCGUUCCAUGCGUGCCGGGCGCCAGCGUCCGACCUCGGCUCGUGUUGGAUCCUUAGUGCCAAGACCGCACGCAAGGCGGGUCACACGCAGUCCGCAUACAGUGCGAUUCUGCAGGCGAUGCAGAGUGGCGCGCCGUAUGCGUUCGUUCAGAAGGCCAAACUAUUGGCACAUGGCGAUCAAGUACAGGCAGCUCUGCAGACCUUGAACAAUGCACUGCAAUGCAUGGACGAUGGCAACGCGAAUGAUCAUCGUGCCCAACCUGACCAUGACCGCCGUGCUCUUGCACAAGCCCAUUUACUGCGUGCUCGUCUGGUGGAAGAGACGGCACGAUUCCAGCAAAAUGAUAUUAUCCAGCACUACAAGACUUGCACGAGUCUCGAUCCUGACUCGGAGAAAAUCUGGUACUACUUGGGCCACUUUUACGAUGCGCCAGGCGGUGGCGCCAUUGGAAACCAGAUGCUUCUGCAGCUAAGUGUGUGUCGCUUCUACAUGAAGUCUGCUCAGCACGGCACCAAGUUUCUAUACCGCACCCUGCCUCGCAUGCUGACAAUCUGGCUCGACGCGGGGAACGAGCUGAUUGAGUCAGCGAGUGGCGCCAGCACCAAAGCGAACGCUUCUUUCGCGAGCAGCGGGUCGCGUUCCGACGAAGAUGCUCGCCAAGCCCAGCAGCAGUUCGACAAGAUCAACGAAAUGAUGCUCAAGUCUGUGCGGCACCUAGCUCGAUAUCAAUGGUUCGCUGUCUUGCCGCAGCUCGUCGCGCGCAUUGUUCACAAGAAUGAGGCUGUGUGGCAGGUCCUGCUUGAGAUUAUCGUGGCAGUGGUGGUGGCGUAUCCACAACAGGGCGUGUGGGCGAUCCUUGCCGGCUCACAUUCGAAGGACAAACGGCGCAAGCAGCGGUAUGAAUGCAUCGUAGAACGGAUCUCGUCCGUCGCUGAGCGUGCGUACCGCGAUGUGGUCCCCGUGAUUGAGGCAGCCGAGCGUGUGUCGACUGAAUUGCUACACUUGUGUGAUUUUCACGUGCAUCGCGAGACGUCGCUGAGCAUGCAGCAGCACUUCCCCGCUCUCGUGGCAGCCAUGGACAUGACGCCCCUGAUCCUCCCAGUGCAGUCAUCAGUGAAUGUGAUUCUCCCGCCGAACAACCAAGUAAGCCAGACACACCGGCCGUUCCCAAGUCAAGUUCCCAUGAUCAUCGGCUUCGACGACACGAUUGAGAUUAUGCACUCGCUGCAAAAGCCACGCAAGAUCAUUAUCCAUGCGUCCGAUGGCCACAGAUAUCCGUUCCUAUGCAAGCCCCGUGACGACCUGCGGAAAGAUGCCCGUCUCAUGGAAUUUGACUCGAUGAUCAACAAGUUACUGCAAAGCAAUUCAGAAUCCCGUCGUCGUCGCUUGUACAUCCGCACCUAUGCGGUUAUUAUUCUAAACGAGGAGUGUGGACUCAUAGAGUGGGUGCCCAAUACUGUCGCAUUCCGACAAAUCCUCACGAAACACUACGCUUCCAUGGACAUUCCAAUGUACACACCUGAUCUUAAAAAAAUCCUUGAUGAGGCACGCUUAUCACCCAAGCACGGCGCAGCGAUUUUCGAACAGCAAAUCCUGCCCCGCUAUCCUCCCGUGUUCCAUGCAUGGUUUCUCGAGACAUUUCCCGAGCCGAGCGCUUGGUUCAAGGCUCGGUCCGCGUAUGCACGCACAGCCGCUGUCAUGUCGAUUGUCGGCUUUGUCCUUGGUCUAGGCGAUCGACAUGGUGAUAAUAUCCUCUUUGAUGCUGGUUCUGGUGAUACUGUGCAUGUGGACCUGAACUGCUUGUUCGAAAAAGGCAUGACGUUUGUGAUUCCUGAGCGUGUGCCCUUCCGACUCACGCACAACAUGGUCGAUGCUUUGGGCGUCGCUGGUGUGGAAGGCGCUUUUCGCAAAACUGCUGAUAUCACUAUGAGCAUUCUGUGCGACAACAAAGACUCCCUUAUGAGUGUGCUGCAGGCUAUGGUCCACGAUCCAUUAGGUGAAUGGGUCGCGACAGAACGUCGUGCGCGCCACAAGCACGGUGAUAAACAAGGCUCUAGUGCCGGUGCAAGUGCUGGUGCAAGACGUGCGCUAAAAUCGGUGUCUGACAAGCUCGAUGGCCGUCUUCGGCGUCCAGGUCUCUCCGACGAGGUUCGCCACACGACGAAGAAUCUAGUGCAUAUGCUUAUUUGCGAUGCUACAAGUGCUCAGAAUCUGAGUCAAAUGUACGUAGGUUGGGCACCUUAUUUGUGA